Molecule: messenger RNA, 1761 nt
Organism: Alternaria triticimaculans
Lineage: Eukaryota; Fungi; Ascomycota; Dothideomycetes; Pleosporales; Pleosporaceae
Exons: 4
Coding region: 1-1761 (586 amino acids)
Source: RefSeq, a predicted model, not a curated record
AUGAUCAAAGCGAUGCAUGCCUGGGAGUCACUUGGCUUGAUCAGUGAGAAGCUACACGAUGAGCAACAUGGCUACUUCGUCAACAAGGAAAAGGCCGACAAGGCUAACGAGCUGCAAAGAGUGGUUGAGGGAAUAGCAAAGUCGUUCGCUACGUCGUAUCGUGGCACCAUUGAAGAGCUCCAUACGUAUCUAGCUGAAGAGAAUGCGUUCUUGGAAGACGUCCUCCGGCUCGGACAAGAAUUUGGAGUGAAGAUAUGGGGCCGUAUAGAAGACGGUGAAAUACGCUCGUCAGGCGAAUCCCAAGGAAACGGCAUCGAGGAGCAGGACUGGGACGACCCGAAAGACCGCCAGAAUAUUAUGUUCUACAUCCGAUGCUGGCUCAUAUGUACUGUGGUCAGAGAGUACAAGGCGACUCCACGAAAAGGGAAAGCAAAAGGUCGGAUCCGCGACUUGCCAUCUCAAGAUCAACAGAACGAAGACACCGUCGAAGAUCUCGCAGAAAUUGACAGCCCUAGAAUCAUAGGUGGAUCGUUUCGGGCGCCAGAGCCACCACGCAUGUAUCCAACACCAGAACCGCGCAGAGAUACUACAGCCACCAGUGCCAACGAGAAGACUACAAGCACCAGCUUCACCUCCGUGAAUAAGACCACAACACCAAGUAAGAGGAAAGCGCAAUAUUCCCACGAACGAACACCUUCCGGGAAGCUUGCGAAGCCUUCAAAGGGCGGUCGAACGAUCCCUGUUCUCACUAAUCAGUCACGAGAUCCAUACUCGAUCCCCAUAUCUCCUCCUGCUUUGUCUCCGAUAUCGCCUCCCGCAUUCCCGAACCUAGGCCGCUCAUCGUUUGGAAGACGAAGAGAGUCCACAUAUGACUCAGACGCGACUUGGGCACCGCCUCGUGAAGAAACCGCAGACGCGGAAACGGUGGUCGAUGCGGAAGAGUUGCAUCCCGGAGACGUCGAUUCAAGAAUCCAGAACGACAUCGCCACAUCUAAUGCAGACGAAAUGCAAUACGAGUACGACAACCAGAACGAGAGCGUCGCCGGCCCAUCGGGCACCUACCGAAACCCUCUCAGACAAGAUUCCGUCAUACCAGACACACAAACGCAAAACGAUGCAGUAGACACUAUCGUCUACCCUCCAAGUGGCCAAAUCAUCCAAAUCGACGAAGACAUAUCAAGCGAUGCAUAUACCGACGCCAUAAUCCGCUCCCUCAUCUCCGAUCCCUCUCCCACAACCCGUCAAACGCGCAUAUACCGUCUCGAACUCUACAGACUGCUUGUAGCGUACCUAAAUGGCAUCAAGAACUUUGAUCCCACCAACUACGACUCCGCUGCGGAAGAACGCAUGGACUUUCUGCUCAACCAGUUCCAUUGUACCAACGCUGAUGCGUGGCAUUCUGAUCAUAACGAUAGUGCGCUUCGCCUACACCUCGCAUUCGAGAAAUGGAUGAGUAUGCGUCACCGUCUCGCCGCUUUUCGCAGCGUAACGGGAUAUUUUGGCCCACCGGGGAGGCAGUGGGAGGAACAUUUGAGGGGGCUGGAUGAUGUGCCGCAUGCGGAGGCUAUCUUAGCUUUUGUCGAUCUGAAGGAUCCUGGGGACAGAGAAGAGGGAGGCAGGGUGCUUGGUGAUGGGUUUGAUAAUGAUCUUAUGAUGAUGUUUGAUGGGUUAACUAAGUUUCAGGACUGUAAUGGGCCAGAGGCUUUCAAGGGGGUGAGGAAGUUUAAUGAGAGGUUGUUGGCGUGGUUUAGGGAUGAGUGA